AAAAAUAAAUCUUUUAUUUUUAAAAAAUGAACAAAGAAAACGAGGCGGUGCCUCAAAACAAAGGUGCGAAUAAAUUAGGUAAAGGGUAGACACACAAUUCCCCUAUUUCUUUGUUGGCACGAAUCGCAUAUAACACAUCACAAAUAGAGAGAAAGGCAAAACAAAAAAAGGAGGAAAAAAAAAAAGGGGGUAUCGUAGAGGAAGAAGCUCUGGAUUCCGCCUCUUCCCGUCCUUCGAGACGGUGGUUAUGCUGCUUAAUUUUCAGGUUGGCCUGAAUUUGAAUCCAAGUAGUUGUGAUAUAUUUUCCCAGACAUGGAGGGAGUUAGUUUCUCGACGAAUUGCUACCAGUAUCGGUUUUUUGCAUUCCAAGAAGUGCUCGACUGGCGGUUCUUCAUCAUCGGAAAUUUUCUUCUGGUUUCCUUUGUUAAUUGCACUUAGUGUUCUGCUCCCGUUUAAUGAUCGGCACAGGGUACGUGAUGCUAGUUUCUUCUGAUACAGGUGCUGCAUCUUUAGUGCACUUGUACAAUGCAUUGCUGACCCAACACUCGGUUAUUAUAUCUGGUAGAACCUCUUCUGGGGGCUGAAGUAUAUAGAUUGGUGACUGUAUACUGGAUGCUGACUAGUCUUUGAGUGAAGCAUUUGCGUUGAAUCAUUGCAGACUGUAGUUUUCUGGCAAUUGUCUUCUUGUUGCUCUUGAUGGGGUAUAGUUGGUGACGAUACAUCAGUUACCUGAAAAUUCUGAAACAAAUACUGCAUAGUUUAGAUGAAGUAGAUAUUACCAUAGUCUUGAAGUCUUGGGUCACAGUGAUUUUAGCUAGAGAUUAAUGCUAAUGCUUUGAUCACUCUUGUGGUUGGACCUGAGAACCUGAGAAGCAUCAGUAUGAUCUCUGGUACUUGUUCAUUUCUACUACCGUUGUCCUGCAACCAUUAUAAAGCCGUGGGUCUAUUAAUGAAUAAGGCUGUGCAGCCCUUCCAUCAGAUAGUUUCUGCUUCCAUGCCCUGUUUUGCUACGACAGAAAAUUGAUGGUGGAUUUUGCUGGAUCAGCAGUCAUCUGUUAAUAUCUUAUAUACCUCUGAGCAUCAUCUGCAAUAGAUAAAUGCCAUCUAUCAUUUGUGUUUUUGUUUACUUUAGUUGAAUAAAGAAAGAGCUGAUUUGUAUUUUCACGGGAACAAUGGAGAGGUACAAGUUAAUUAAGGAAGUUGGUGAUGGAACGUUUGGGAGUGUUUGGAGAGCUAUUAAUAAGCAAACUGGAGAAGUUGUUGCAAUUAAGAAAAUGAAGAAGAAAUAUUACUCUUGGGAGGAGUGUGUAAACCUGAGAGAAGUCAAGUCACUAAGAAAAAUGAACCACCCAAAUAUUGUGAAGCUAAAGGAAGUUAUUCGAGAAAGUGACAUUCUGUACUUUGUUUUUGAGUACAUGGAAUGCAACCUGUACCAACUUAUGAAAGACAGGGAGAAGAUGUUUUCUGAGGGUGAAGUUAGGAAUUGGUGUUUUCAAGUUUUCCAAGGUCUUGCUUAUAUGCACCAGCGUGGAUACUUCCACCGUGAUCUGAAGCCUGAGAACUUGCUGGUUACCAAGGAUAUCAUAAAAAUUGCUGAUUUUGGCCUAGCACGUGAGAUCAGUUCACAACCACCCUACACUGAGUAUGUCUCCACACGGUGGUAUCGUGCUCCUGAAGUGCUACUUCAAUCUUAUCUGUAUAGCUCCAAAGUUGACAUGUGGGCAAUGGGUGCUAUAAUGGCUGAACUGUUCUCUCUUCGUCCUCUUUUCCCUGGUGCCAGUGAAGCGGAUGAGAUCUACAAAAUAUGCGGUGUGAUAGGCAGCCCAACCAUUGAAUCAUGGGCUGAUGGGCUGAAACUUGCAAGGGAUAUAAACUAUCAGUUCCCACAGCUUGCUGGUGUACAUCUUUCGGCACUGAUACCAUCUGCGAGUGAUGAUGCAGUCAGCCUUAUCAGGUCACUUUGCUCAUGGGAUCCCUGCAAGAGGCCUACAGCUGCAGAGGCCCUUCAACAUCCCUUUUUCCAGACUUGUUUUUAUGUUCCUCCAUCCCUUCGUACUAGAGCAGUGUCAAGAACUCCUCCAUCUGCUGGAACAAGGGGAGCCCUUGAUCAGCAAGGGGUUAGGAGAUAUUCUGGCAUGUUGCCUAAUUCAAAGCUCACCAAUAACUUCUCUUCUCCGAAAUUACAUCCUCCUUUAGCUUCAGGUGUGCAACGUAAGCUGGAUAUGGUGAAUCAGAAUGGAAGUAAGAAUGAGAAGUCCAUGAAUACUGUUAAACAAUCAAAAUAUCGACAGCCUGGAAAGGAUAGCCCAACUUCUAUGAACAAGGGGAGGAAUGCGAAGGCAAUUUCUGAAACAGCGGAUAGGUUGACCAAUAUGAAUGUUGGUAGUGGUACUCGAAGACAUUCUAUAAUCUUCUCGUCAUUCUAG
This is a messenger RNA of Arachis duranensis, 2426 nucleotides long. RefSeq names its product cyclin-dependent kinase F-4. Gene Ontology annotation, molecular function: protein serine/threonine kinase activity; ATP binding. The transcript has 19 exons. The record is from RefSeq and is a predicted model, not a curated record. Gene Ontology annotation, cellular component: nucleus; cytoplasm. The coding region runs from base 1173 to 2426 and encodes 417 amino acids. NCBI's taxonomy places the organism in Eukaryota, Viridiplantae, Streptophyta, Magnoliopsida, Fabales, Fabaceae. Gene Ontology annotation, biological process: intracellular signal transduction; protein phosphorylation.